This is a messenger RNA of Drosophila persimilis, 686 nucleotides long. RefSeq names its product RING-box protein 1A (gene Roc1a). Gene Ontology annotation, cellular component: cullin-RING ubiquitin ligase complex; nucleus. Lineage: Eukaryota; Metazoa; Arthropoda; Insecta; Diptera; Drosophilidae. Gene Ontology annotation, biological process: protein ubiquitination; ubiquitin-dependent protein catabolic process. The transcript has 3 exons. The coding region runs from base 24 to 362 and encodes 112 amino acids. Gene Ontology annotation, molecular function: cullin family protein binding; zinc ion binding; ubiquitin protein ligase activity. The record is from RefSeq and is a predicted model, not a curated record.
ACAUUUCUUACGUUUGCAAAUUAAUGGACAGAAACAUGGAGGUUGACGAGGAAGAAUUUGAGGUGCCUUCCAGCAGUAGUAAGGGCGAAAAGAAGCGCUUCGAGGUUAAGAAAUGGAACGCCGUAGCUCUAUGGGCCUGGGAUAUCGUUGUUGACAAUUGCGCCAUUUGCCGCAACCACAUAAUGGACUUGUGCAUCGAGUGCCAGGCUAACCAGGCCUCUGCCACCAGCGAGGAGUGUACCGUGGCCUGGGGCGUUUGCAAUCACGCCUUCCACUUUCACUGCAUUUCACGUUGGCUGAAGACUCGUCAGGUGUGCCCCUUGGACAACCGCGAGUGGGACUUCCAGAAGUACGGUCACUAGGCUUUACUAUAGUAUCUCCUUCCCAACACAACACCACACCGUUCUGCUUCUCCUAAAAACCACAUGUAACAAAACCCCAUUUUCUUUGUGGACUCCCAUCAUAGCCACAAAGCACCUAGAUCUCGGGGCACACACCAAACAACCCCAGGAUAUUGGGCUUCACACCACACAAACUCCCGUAUCAUCGGAAACACAGCACGGCUCCAGGGGUUCAGUAAACUCUUAGAUGUAAGCCUGGGGAAAAGCCCGAAGCUCUCCUCGUUUCACGACAAAAACUUUGUACUGAAAUAAAGAAGAAAUCCUUGAUUUGCGUGAAAUCCUUUA